GCACCAGUCAAGCUCGGAGGCUAGUCAGAGACAUUUUUCCCCUUUUUUUCGACUCUCUCUCAAAAUCUCAUUUGGUUUCGUUUUGUGUAAAACACAAUCGCACAGAGAAAGCGAAGAACGAACAACGAAGAAGACGAAGAUGUUGAGGGUUGCAUCUAAGAGACUUUCAUCUCUCUCAGGGAGGGCUAAUUACACCGCCUCCGCUCUUCUUUCCAGGAACCCUAUCGCACCGCCGUCUUCAUCCGAUCAUCAACGCAGAUCUGACCCCUUUUCGAUCCAAUCCGAAUUCUUUCUUCCUUUUAGAGGUUUUUCUACUGAAUCACUGAUCCACACAAAAGAGAACAGCAUUAUUCCUGAAAUUCCCGCAACUGUUACAGCUGUUAAAAAUCCUUCUUCUAAGAUUGUAUAUGAUGAAUACAACCACGAACGAUUUCCUCCUGGUGACCCAAGCAAGAGGGCAUUUGCAUACUUUGUCCUAACAGGUGGAAGGUUUGCUUAUGCCUCUCUCAUCCGCCUUCUUGUCCUCAAGUUUGUGCUCAGCAUGUCAGCAAGUAAGGAUGUUCUUGCUAUGGCUUCACUUGAAGUUGAUCUCUCCAGCAUUGAGCCGGGCACUACUGUCACUGUUAAGUGGCGUGGAAAGCCAGUAUUCAUCAGGCGCAGAACAGAUGACGAUGUGAAGCUGGCAAACAGUGUUGAUGUUGGAUCUCUUCGUGACCCUCAGCAAGAUGCUGAAAGAGUCAAGAACCCAGAAUGGCUCGUUGUUAUCGGUGUUUGCACACAUCUGGGUUGCAUUCCCUUGCCAAAUGCUGGGGACUAUGGUGGAUGGUUUUGCCCAUGCCAUGGAUCACAUUAUGAUAUUUCUGGCAGAAUUAGGAAGGGACCUGCACCAUACAAUCUGGAGGUACCAACUUAUACAUUCUUGGAGGAACACAAGUUGUUGAUCGGUUAAAGACCUUGGGCUACUCACUAGUGGAAUGAGUCCAAAAUAUUUUUGAUUUAUUGGAUAAUGUCGAAAUGCGCCAUGGACAUACUUGGCCUGGAAAUCUUGAUUUAUUUGUUAUGUUUUAGCAAGUGUUUAUGUAUCUCCGAAUUUCAAGUAUUACUGUUUGGUGAGACUUGUAUCAAUAAUUGCCUGGCUUUUUUGUUUACAAUUUACAGAUGAAUUGUUUAAAAGCUGAUGACUUCAGGCACAUUGCAUUGUACUUUAAAAUAUUAAAUGGCAUUUGGAAAUCUGCUUAGCAAA
Trifolium pratense (red clover) is the source of this 1243-nucleotide messenger RNA. Its product is annotated as cytochrome b-c1 complex subunit Rieske-4, mitochondrial-like. Gene Ontology annotation, cellular component: membrane. The transcript is spliced from 2 exons. The record is from RefSeq and is a predicted model, not a curated record. Gene Ontology annotation, molecular function: quinol-cytochrome-c reductase activity; 2 iron, 2 sulfur cluster binding. Gene Ontology annotation, biological process: mitochondrial electron transport, ubiquinol to cytochrome c. Lineage: Eukaryota; Viridiplantae; Streptophyta; Magnoliopsida; Fabales; Fabaceae. Bases 140 to 949 code for a protein of 269 amino acids.